GCCUCCAUGUUAUUCGGUGCACAAUCUCGGCCUGGCGUUGGGACACAAUGGUGACACGGAGAAAGAACGUUCCACAACAGAGAACGUCCCACACAAGCAUCGUGAUACAAGCCUGAUCCUCAGUGCGAGAGGAUGAAUGCUAGAGAGGAAUCGUUCACUCUUUACGACUUCUUUACUUCACUUGGACAUCUGGGAUAUUAUUGCUGCUUCCACCCUGUCCCGGCAGUUUUGAUGACACCACAGAAACACAAUGUUCAAGAGAAAAUGAAAAACAAAAUGGAAGCCAUACACAACCUUCAGAGUCCAUGGAUGAGUGACUGCUAAUUGGUGUUGAGCUGCAGCUGAGGAUGGCAGGAGACUCCCGAGUCCUUAUGGACCGCGAUAUGGAGAUUGGAGUAACACCGGGACAGGUGAAGAAGCUCCCCAAGCACCUUAGGGAGGCGCAGAUCUCCACCGAGCGCACCCACCUCAUCUCAGACCCCGUCAAGAAGCCCCGCCAGCGCUACGUGCAGAAGGACGGCAAGUGCAACGUCCACCACGGCAACGUGCAAGAGACCUACCGUUACCUCAGCGACCUGUUCACCACGCUGGUGGACCUCCGCUGGCGUUUCAGCCUGCUCAUCUUCACCCUGGUGUACGUGGUCAACUGGCUGUUCUUCGGCCUGCUGUGGUGGCUGAUCGCGCUCAUCCGCGGCGACCUUUGGCACUCCGACGAAGAGGGCUGGACCCCCUGCGUGGAGAACCUCAACAGCUUCGUCUCGGCCUUCCUGUUCUCCAUCGAGACCGAGACCACCAUCGGCUACGGCUACCGCGUCAUCACCGAGAAGUGCCCCGAGGGCAUCAUUCUGCUGCUGAUCCAGGCCAUCCUGGGCUCCAUCGUCAACGCCAUGAUGGUGGGCUGCAUGUUCGUCAAGAUCUCCCAGCCCAAGAACCGCGCCGAGACGCUCAUGUUCUCGCACAAGGCCGUGAUCUCGGUGCGGGACAACAAGAUGUGCCUGAUGUUCCGCGUGGGGGACCUGAGGAACUCUCACAUCGUGGAGGCGUCCAUCCGCGCCAAGCUCAUCCGCUCGCAGCAGACCAAGGAAGGGGAGUUCAUCCCGCUCAACCAGACGGACAUCAACAUCGGCUUCGACACGGGCGACGACCGGCUGUUCCUGGUGUCCCCGCUCAUCAUCUCCCACGAGAUCAACGAGAAGAGCCCCUUCUGGGAGAUGACCCAGGCGCAGAUCGAGAAGGAGGAGUUUGAGAUCGUGGUGAUCCUGGAAGGCAUGGUGGAAGCCACAGGCAUGACGUGCCAGGCCCGGAGCUCCUACCUGGACACGGAGGUGCUGUGGGGCUACCGCUUCACGCCCGUGCUCUCCCUGGAGAACGGCUUCUACGAGGUGGACUACAACAGCUUCCACGACAUCUACGAGACCAACACGCCGUCCUGCAGCGCCAAGGAGCUGGCCGCCAAGCUGCGGGAGGCGCCGCUGCUGCCCCAGCUCUCCGCACUCCCCCCCACCGCCACCCCGGACACCAAGGCCUUCCCCCUGGACCGCCCGCCCGCCAGGGACCCCCUGUCCCAGGUUGAGGACAAGGAGGACGGCGAGGCGGGGGCCGGCGGCUGAUCGGGGCGAGACUAAUGGCUCGGCCGCCGCUCUGGAAGGACAGCCCCUGGCCGACGGACUGACUGACUGAAGGGGUUGACGGGUCCAUGGGCCACAGUCAAAACACGCAGAAAUGCACAGACACACACAUGCAUACACACACAUGCGUACACACAGACAGAUUCCCACGGAGAGACUGGAACAGCGGACAAUCGUUGCUUCGUUGAGUCAAUGGCCGGCUUGUUCCAUCGCAUCGC
This is a messenger RNA of Gadus chalcogrammus (walleye pollock), 1846 nucleotides long. RefSeq names its product potassium inwardly rectifying channel subfamily J member 5 (gene kcnj5). Lineage: Eukaryota; Metazoa; Chordata; Actinopteri; Gadiformes; Gadidae. Gene Ontology annotation, cellular component: plasma membrane. Gene Ontology annotation, biological process: potassium ion import across plasma membrane; regulation of monoatomic ion transmembrane transport. The record is from RefSeq and is a predicted model, not a curated record. The coding region runs from base 348 to 1610 and encodes 420 amino acids. The transcript has 4 exons. Gene Ontology annotation, molecular function: G-protein activated inward rectifier potassium channel activity.